UUCAUCACUUCAAGUAGACAUUUAGUUUUUCCCAGAUACUUGCUCGAGCAAGUUUUCGUUUUCACGUGUGAAAUACGAGAAAGAAGAAGAGGAUGAAAAUUCUACAAUUUUUGAAUUUUUUGAUCAUUUUCUUGCAUAGGGUGAAAAGUGAUGAUUCACAUUCGAGGUGCAAUGAUACAUCGGGGACAAAUCGAUAUGUCAGCAGAAAUAAUUUUCUUUCAUUUUGCGACAAUGAAGACAGAGGAGAUCCAAGAAUGGAAAAUUGGCAUUUCAUGAAAAAGAAAAGCUGCUCUUUAAUGACAGUCGACACUGAUGAUGUCAUUGUUUUCACUGUCGCUACAAAUGCCACCGAUGGUUACAAAAGAUUCAUUAAAUCCUCCAAAGUUUAUGGAUUUAAUGAUAAAGUAAAAGUUCUUGGCUUUGGGGAAUCGUGGAAAGGUGGCGAUGUCCAGAGAACAACUGGCGGUGCACAAAAAUUGAAUCUCCUCAAACAGGCGCUUGAUGAAUACAAAGAUGAUACGAAAAAAAUUAUGCUCUUCACCGAUGGCUACGAUGUGAUAUUCCUGACGGACUUGGAUAGUAUUGUGGAAAAAUUCAAGGAUUUUAAUGCACGAAUUGUCUUCUCCGCUGAAAAGCAUUGUUGGCCGGAUAAAAAUCUAAUUUCCGAAUAUCCUUCAAUUGCGAGAGGUUUACGUUUUCUAAAUUCGGGAGGAUACAUUGGUUACGUGUCCGAUAUUUAUUCGCUAUUAUCUAAUGUCGAAUUGAAGGACGACGAUGACGAUCAAUAUUUUUACACAAAAGUUUAUUUGGACCAAGAAUUGCGGGAGAAGCAUAAAAUUAAGCUCGAUCAUAAGGCGGAAAUCUUUCAAAAUCUCUAUGCAGCUUUAGGCGAUGUUGAAUUAAUGUUCAAGGGAAAUGAAGCCUAUGUUCAAAAUAAAGAAUACAAUACUGUGCCAAUGAUUCUACAUGGCAAUGGACUAAGUAAAAUAGCGUUAAAUUAUUUAGGAAAUUAUCUCGCCAAUGCCUGGAGUCCAGAGAAGGGUUGCAUUGAUUGUUGGGUUGAUACAAUUAAUUUAGAAAAAGCUAAAACUAAAGCAUUUCCAGUAAUUCAAAUAGCGGCAUUUAUUGUCAAACCAAUGCCAUUUUUAGAAGAGUUCCUGAUAAAAAUACACCAACAAUCAUAUCCGAGGGAGAAAUUACAUCUCUUCAUUUACAAUAAUGUUCCAUAUCAUAAAGAAUUGGUGGAGAAAUUUAUCAGUGAACAUGGAAGUGAUUAUAAAAGUAUAAAGACAAUUGCACCUGAAGAUGAAAUUAAUGAGGUCGACGCUCGAGAUUUAGCAAUGGAUCGGUGCUUGGCGAAAAAAUGUUCGGGAUACUUUUCAAUAGACGCCGAGGCACAUUUGGAUAAUAAGGAAACAUUGAGAUUCUUGGUGGAACAACAAAGAGGAAUUGUUGCUCCAUUAAUUGUGAGAAAAUUCAAGGCUUGGAGUAAUUUCUGGGGUGCGCUCACUGAUGACGGAUAUUAUGCCCGCAGUUCCGAUUAUAUGCAAAUUAUUCACAAUGAACGAAGGGGACUGUGGAACGUGCCAUUUAUUAGCAGUUGUUAUUUAAUUAAUUCAACUAUCAUUAGCAAUAAAGAAACGCGUCCAUUGUACACGAAAGGCGAUCUUGAUCCGGAUAUGUCUUUUGCAUUAAAUAAUAGACUGAAGGAUGUGUUUAUGUACGUCAGCAAUAGAAUGGAUUUUGGACAUUUGAUAAAUCCGGAAACUUUUAAAAUUUCAUACACUAAUCCGGAUAUGUAUCAGAUUAUUGACAAUAGAAUCGAUUGGGAGGAGAGAUAUUUGCAUGAGGAUUAUUCAAAGAAUUUUGACGAUGGUGUUAAGCACCAGCAGCCCUGUCCUGACGUUUUUUGGUUCCCUAUUGUCAACACCAGAAUGACCACAGAAUUAAUCGAAAUUAUGGAGGCUUUUGGAAAAUGGUCCGAUGGAUCCAACCAGGAUAACAGAAUCGAUGGUGGCUAUGAAGCUGUACCAACGCGAGAUGUUCACAUGAAACAAGUUGAUUUAGAAAAAGAAUGGUUAGAUUUUCUAGCAGAGUACGUGGAUCCUUUGCGAGAAUUAGUUUUUCCAGAGAGAGACGAAUACCCUCCGAGAUCGUUGAUGAAUUUUGUUGUUCGUUAUAAACCUGAAGAACAACCAUCGUUGAGACCACAUCACGAUAGUUCAACAUACACGAUAAAUAUCGCUCUAAACAGAGCUGGAAUUGAUUACGAAGGCGGUGGCUGUAGAUUUAUUCGUUACAAUUGUUCAGUGAAGGAUACAAAACCCGGAUGGAUGUUGAUGCAUCCUGGAAGACUAACACACUUUCACGAAGGUUUGACUGUAACAAAAGGUACACGUUACAUAAUGAUUUCCUUUGUAGAUCCAUGAAAAAAAAAUUUAUUCUAGGAGAGCAAAGCACUGUUAUAAAUUUUAGGGAAAUUAUCUUUUUUUAUAUUUCCAAUUUCUAUAUUAUGUAUAUUUCUUCCAUUCAUUUUCAAUAUCUACUAUUUUUCCAUUCAUUUUCUGGUUCAAUUCAGAAAAUUAUUUGUUUAUUUUUAUUUUCAACGAAAAGUUUAUGCAUUUUUAUCUGAAAUGUAAAUUUUUGUAUAAAUGUCUCUCUAUAAAAAAAAGGAAAAAAAAAAGAUUUGUCUUAAAUUGAAAGACUAAACGGACGAGAGAGUCAACAAAUAUUUAGAUAAUUAUUGUCAGAGAAAAAAAAUACGUCUAAAUAAUUUAACGAUCGUUAAUAAUAAUUGGACCAAAAUGUAAAAAAAGUUUUUGAAAAAUUAAAAUUCUCUUAUUUGAAUAAUUUCAAUUUAUAAUUUAAACAAU
Leptopilina heterotoma is the source of this 2873-nucleotide messenger RNA. RefSeq names its product procollagen-lysine,2-oxoglutarate 5-dioxygenase (gene Plod). The coding region runs from base 93 to 2429 and encodes 778 amino acids. Gene Ontology annotation, biological process: peptidyl-lysine hydroxylation. NCBI's taxonomy places the organism in Eukaryota, Metazoa, Arthropoda, Insecta, Hymenoptera, Figitidae. The record is from RefSeq and is a predicted model, not a curated record. Gene Ontology annotation, molecular function: L-ascorbic acid binding; procollagen-lysine 5-dioxygenase activity; iron ion binding. The transcript has 10 exons. Gene Ontology annotation, cellular component: endoplasmic reticulum.